AUGAAACUUGGAAAAAGAUUUGUCAACAUUGAAAAAUUUACAUUUAUUGAAGAGAUAAAUUUGAAUCCAAAAGAUUUGAAACUUGUUAAAGGACAAAAACUGGAUGUCAACUGUUCUCUGAGUACCUCCUUGUCUUCAAAAAGUAGAAUCAGUCGUAGUGGUUAUAAGUCAACCCAGUUGAAGUUUGCCAUUAAAAUGCCAAAAAAGUUUAACAGUUCAGAUUCCGACCAGCUGUCCACUUCACAAAGUGCUCCAGAUGAGGAAUUAUUUACUACUGUGAUUGUUCCAGGACAAAAUGUAACCAUUCAUGAUGGGAGAACUGCCAACUUGAAAUAUGAUGUUGAAGCUUUCCAGGAAGGAAACUACCUGCUGAUUUGUUACUUGAAUAAAAUGAAAACAGCUGACAUCUUCAGUGUUGGAACCCUGCCCUACGAUGUGAUCAACAUAACUUGCAAUGUAUUGAACUGGAGUGAUCUCAUUUGCACAUUUGUGACAUCUGGUGUGAGUAGUGAAUACAUUACUAAAUACAAUGCUUUUAUCAAGAGGUCUCAUUCUGACAAAUAUGAAAUUCAAGCUACUAUUGAUUCUGAAAUUUCUAAGACAGAUUACAAAUUUUCUAUAGAGAAUUUUGUUAACAAUGGCUUGCUGGACGCAGUUGACAUAUACUUUAUUGGCACAAACAUUUUUGGCCAGACGACGAGCAGAUCCUUCAACAUAAAUUUGAAGGACGUGAAUGUUGUAAAUAAUUUCACUAAAAUUGACGCAACAGUUAUCAAAGCAGUGAGAGACUUGAAAGACUUUACAGAAAUUUUGAGCCCCGAUAACAAUGAGUUAGUUGCGAUGGAAGUUGAUGAAACAUUGUUGCCAGCUUUCUCUCAAUGUUCAUCUUCAGUCAGAUUGAAACCUCUAAACUAUGGACUGUUUAGUGAGUGGAGUAACUCGCCUUCCUUCCACACCAGCGUCAGGGUACCCUUGAAGAACCCUGACGUUGAGGAAUCAUUUUAUUCCAUUCUCAAAUGCUCAUGCACUGGUCGCCAGAGUUCGUGUGACGUCAGUUUCUAUUUUAAGCCGUUGAAGUUGGAGGAAUCAAGGGGUCCAGUUUCUGAAUACAGAAUGAACAUCUCCACCCAAUCUUCAUCUUCGUCAACUCCAACUGGAAACACUAAGAUAUUUUUAAACAAUACUAAUUUACACAACAAACUCGACAACCUGUUACUUUCAAAUGACUGUUGUGGUGGCACUGCUCAACAUGAGCAAUUUUCUGGUAGUUGUGGUACGAGUUUGGAAGUUACGUUAGAAGCGGCAACAAGUGCAGGUUACAACAACACGAUUCCAGCCAGUUUGUAUGUGAUUCCAUUUAGAAGGUGUCUCAAUUCUUCCACAUUUGACGAGAAGGUUGAUGACGUGUCAGUUCACGUUCAAUUUGCUCCUCGGUUGUUCGACGUUGUGAGAAUCAAUGAAACAUCAGCUGAUAUCGUUUGGUCGGUUUCUGGCUCCAUCACAGAACUUGAACAACAUUUGAGUGACUCUGUUGACGGUGGACAGUAUUUCAUCGUCUGGUGCAUCUAUGAUAGGUUCACGCAGUGCAAGGAUGAUAUGUCCUGGGAGAAGGUUGAUAACGCCAAGAAGGUCAACAUUUAUUCAUUUUCAUCCAGUGAACAUGAGGUGUACAAUUAUCAUUUUGGCAUCUCCAGAGCCGGUGGUGAGCCUGGUGGAACUUACUGGAUGGUUGAACACUGCUUCUUCAAUGCUAAAUCUCGUCUGUUGUUUUUUUUCAUUCAAACCAUAGUCAUAAAGUUCAUCGAAUGUUUUCGUUUUCAAACAGCUUUAAAAGAUGUACUAAUCACAAACACUGACCACUUGGUGGUCCUUGAAAAACAUUCCUGCAACAAACCUAACGAAAAUUAUUUCAGAAGGUUCCACGUCUCCAUACUGGUCAAUAAUGAGCCAGUCCGUGAGUUGGAGAAUGGUCUGGAGAGUGCUGAAAUAAUGUUGAAUGCCAACGAAAUGCACGAGACAACAAAACUCAUCUUCACAUUCUAUGGAUGGUUGAAUGGUGAUCACAGCGAUGAUGAUAUUUUUCAUGGUGAUGAUAAUGCAAGGAGCAUUGUAAAGCGCCAAGAAUUUCAUCCAUAUAAUCGUCUGGGCAGCACAACGCAGGUGAACCAUGAUACGUGGGUCGCCAUUGUAGUGGCUGCAUGUGUAUUCUUUUUUUUUGCUCUGGCUAUAGUUUGCUGUCGUCGCUACUGUGCCACAUCACACUGCUGUGUACCUUUGAAAAUACAAGUCCCUGCAAGAGAUUCAGCCUCUUUAAAGCCAUCAGGUUUUUUUCUUACAUUUAAUUAA
Molecule: messenger RNA, 2346 nt
Organism: Helobdella robusta
Lineage: Eukaryota; Metazoa; Annelida; Clitellata; Rhynchobdellida; Glossiphoniidae
Exons: 12
Coding region: 1-2346 (781 amino acids)
Source: RefSeq, a predicted model, not a curated record